ACCGGUGUUUCCUCGUGCGGCGUGAACCUGAGGACAUCAUGUUAUGAAGAAAUGGGGGGUUUGGUGAUUCGUGGGAUCAGAAAUUUCAACGUAGAAAACAGAGCGGAGCGGGAAAUCAGCAAGAUGAAGCCCUCUCCCGCUCCCAGGCACCCUUCUACCAAUAGCCUCCUGCAAACGCAGAUGCGUGUCAAUCCAGAAAUUAAGGGACAGAUUGCUCGUAAAGAUGACAAACUACUGUCGUUUCUAAAAGAUGUGUAUGUUGAUUCCAAAGAUCCUCUGCCUUCCGUGCAGGUAAAAGCUGCUGAAACACAUCAAGAGCCAGGGGAAUUCAGAUUGCCAAAAAGCCAACACUUUGAUAUAACAAAUAUUAAGAGCGUUCCCAAAGGCAAAAUUUCUAUUGUGGAAGCAUUGACACUUCUCAAUAAUCAUAAACGUUAUCCAGAAACAUGGACUGCUGAGAAAAUAGCACAAGAGUACCUUUUAGAACAGAAAGAUGUGAAUUCCCUUCUUAAAUAUUUUGUUACUUUUGAAGUCAAAGUCUUCUCUCCUGAAGACAAGAAAGCGAUAGAACCAAAAUGAAGAAAAUCACAAAAAUUUGCUAUGUGUACUCCUCAUCUUUCAUCCUGUAUAUUUUCUCAUUUUUUGCAUAUUAACUUAUGUUAAUUACCAAGUGUUUCAUGCUCUUAUUGUGAGAACAUACUCUUAAUGUUUGUUGAGCUCCCUGACUUUUCAAGAUUGCCAUAGCAUGUAUUUUGUCUUCUUUUAAUUUUGUUUAGGAAUAUUUCAUGUGUACAUGUCAGCAUGACUAUCAGCACAUCUGUACCUUUAUUAUAAGUAAAAGAAUUAAUAUGUUGUUUUAGGCACAUCAUGCCAACUUUUAAAUUGGUCAUACGACCCCUUGGGAAAUGUCCUGAAUCCCUCAUUUAAGUUUUACUUUCCAUGUUAAGUGUUUAGUUCAUUCUUCAUAUGUGAUAGUGAAAAUAAAAGCUUUCCUGACUCUUAAACUGUUAUUUUUUUUGUCAGGGAAAGACUCGAUAGCAAGGUACACUAACAGUAUUUCCCAAAUAAAGGCACACAGGAGAAAAGAACGAAUCAAUAGAAUCUAAUUAAAAUUACUACUCCAGGGAGUAAGAAGUACUGAGGAUUUAUUUUAUUUUGAUUUGGUUUUAAGUAUGGAAUAAUUGUCUUUAAAGUUAUAAAAAUUAAUUUGUGGUGUUUACAAAAUGUUGGGAAUUUCUCCUUUGACAAAGAGGUUAGUCCCAUGGCCUUCAGAGAGGCAGACAGCAGUAGAAACUUUUGAAAAAACAUUUCUCUGGAUUUAACAUGGAAAUAGAAAAAUUAAAAAAAAAAAACUUAAAAACCA
Cebus imitator (Panamanian white-faced capuchin) is the source of this 1363-nucleotide messenger RNA. RefSeq names its product NADH dehydrogenase [ubiquinone] 1 alpha subcomplex assembly factor 4-like. The transcript has a single exon. Gene Ontology annotation, biological process: mitochondrial respiratory chain complex I assembly. Bases 52 to 579 code for a protein of 175 amino acids. Gene Ontology annotation, cellular component: mitochondrion. The record is from RefSeq and is a predicted model, not a curated record. NCBI's taxonomy places the organism in Eukaryota, Metazoa, Chordata, Mammalia, Primates, Cebidae.